This is a messenger RNA of Myotis brandtii (Brandt's bat), 2289 nucleotides long. It is a transcript of the gene OTUD7A, whose product is annotated as OTU deubiquitinase 7A. Gene Ontology annotation, cellular component: nucleus; cytoplasm. Gene Ontology annotation, molecular function: K63-linked polyubiquitin modification-dependent protein binding; cysteine-type deubiquitinase activity. The annotation marks the transcript as partial. Gene Ontology annotation, biological process: protein K11-linked deubiquitination; protein K63-linked deubiquitination; protein deubiquitination involved in ubiquitin-dependent protein catabolic process. The transcript is spliced from 14 exons. The record is from RefSeq and is a predicted model, not a curated record. Lineage: Eukaryota; Metazoa; Chordata; Mammalia; Chiroptera; Vespertilionidae.
UGCCCCCUGAAACGGUGCCAAGACGUGUCCGGUGCCCCCUGCGUGCGGGCUUGAAGCCCGGAGGCCAAGGAGCCGUCCCGGAGCUCCAGACGGGAAGGUGCCUGCAACUCAGACAGGAUCAUAUUCAUCCUUGGACCCUCCAGCCCUCUCACCAGGACACCAGAGACGCCUGGGUCUUCAUUCCCAGCUGAUUGGUUAAGGAGCUGUCGGGGAGGGAGACUCCUGAGCCAGUGUGCCAAUGACAGUCCCUGGAAGCACGCAUCCUGCCUGAAACCUCAUUAGAGCGGAACGGGCUUCUGUGGAGCGCGGCGGCGUGGCGCCCAGACGGCAGCGUUUCGACUGCAAUCAGCGCGGCCGGCCGGCACAGUCUGCGAGUGUCGUGGUGCCAGGUGCCAGGUACCGUCCUAGGAACCGGAAAUACCACAGUGAGCCAACCCGACCCGCUGCAGCUCUGGUGGGAUUCAUAGGCCGGAGGGCUCAGCUGAUAAUGAAAGAAGCAAGAGAAGCAUAUGUGUCCGUGGAAGAAAAGAACCUGACACGGCAGGGAGAGAGGCAGGUGUUUGACUUCAGGUCAUGUAGCCGUGGAGGAGCCCGAGGGACUGAGCAGGGGCUGCAGAGUGGCAGGAGCCCAGGUGCAGUGCUGACCUAGGAGAACAUGGCGCCAGGUGGCGGUGACGAGAGAACAGACUCCAGGCCGAGGCUCUGGGGCACGGACGGAGGGAGGAAGCCAGUCUCUUAGUUGGUGCCAUAAACAUCAGAUGGAUGGUUUCUAGCCUGCUCCCCAACCCCCCCUCGGCCGAGUGCUGGGCGGCCCUCCUGCGCGAGCCCAUGACGCUUGAUAUGGACGCGGUCCUGUCAGACUUUGUUCGGUCCACGGGGGCAGAACCUGGUCUGGCCAGAGACCUGCUGGAAGGCAAGAACUGGGACCUGACGGCCGCCCUGAGCGACUAUGAGCAGCUGUCUCGCCCCACCCAGUGCCUGAGCCCCGAAGUCCGCCUCCUGCUCAGGCUGUCCCCUGAGAACCCCUUCCGAGCGUCUGGCUGUUCGCCGGGACCCAGCGUCCCAGCCGAAUUAGAACCUCCGUCUCCCCCCACCCCUUUCCCCUCUGCAGAAAAGCGCCUGUCCCGAGGCAUCUCCCACGCCAGCUCGGCCAUCGUGUCCCUGGCGCGGUCCCACGUGGCCAGCGAGUGCAGCAGCGAGCAGUGCCCCCUGGAGAUGCCCAUCUACACCUUCCAGCUGCCGGACCUGAGCGUGUACAGCGAGGACUUCAGGAGCUUCAUUGAGCGGGACCUGAUCGAGCAGGCCACCAUGGUGGCCCUGGAGCAGGCAGGUCGCCUGAACUGGUGGUCCACGGUGUGCACCAGCUGCAAGCGGCUCCUGCCUUUGGCCACGACGGGCGACGGGAACUGCCUCCUGCACGCGGCCUCCCUGGGCAUGUGGGGUUUCCACGACCGCGACCUGGUCCUGCGGAAAGCGCUCUACACCAUGAUGCGGACGGGGGCCGAGCGGGAAGCCCUGAAGCGGAGGUGGCGGUGGCAGCAGACGCAGCAGAACAAGGAGAUGGACUCAGUGGCGCGCUGGCCAGGGUCCAUGGAGGUCCGAUCGGAGGGAGGCAUCCGGUCUCCAACACACCCCCUUCCCAUCGGCGCGGUGACAGCUGGCCUUGCUCUGUCCUGCAGUGUGGACAACGCCGAGGACCCCGUGUACGAGAGCCUGGAGGAGUUCCACGUGUUCGUCCUGGCCCACAUCCUGAGGAGGCCCAUCGUGGUCGUGGCCGACACGAUGCUGAGGGACUCGGGCGGGGAAGCCUUCGCCCCGAUCCCGUUCGGAGGGAUUUACCUGCCCCUGGAGGUGCCUCCCAACCGCUGCCACUGCUCCCCCCUGGUCCUCGCCUACGACCAGGCGCACUUCUCCGCCCUGGUGUCCAUGGAGCAGCGGGACCAGCAAAGGGAGCAAGGUCCCGCCCUCCCUGUCCGCCUCCUCCGCCCACAGGCUCCGCUGGCGCAGCCGGAAUCCCCGACGGCCUCGGCGGGCGAGGACGUGCAGUCCCUGGCCGACUCCCUCGACUCCGACCGCGACUCGGUGUGCAGCAAUUCCAACAGCAAUAACGGCAAAAACGGCAAGGACAAGGAGAAGGAGAAGCCGCGCAAGGACAAGGACAAGACCCGCGCCGACUCCGUGGCCAACAAGCUGGGCAGCUUCAGCAAGACGCUGGGCAUCAAGCUGAAGAAGAACAUGGGCGGCCUGGGCGGCCUGGUGCACGGCAAGAUGGGCCGCGCCGGCUCCGCC